Salvia splendens (bonfire salvia) is the source of this 1312-nucleotide messenger RNA. Its product is annotated as pathogen-associated molecular patterns-induced protein A70. The transcript has a single exon. The coding region runs from base 136 to 960 and encodes 274 amino acids. NCBI's taxonomy places the organism in Eukaryota, Viridiplantae, Streptophyta, Magnoliopsida, Lamiales, Lamiaceae. The record is from RefSeq and is a predicted model, not a curated record.
CUAUACUCUAUACACCAUUUCACCAUCCAAUCCAUCUCCCCUACUCCCAAAAACAAAAAUCUCACAACCCCUCUCCUCCAAUUAACAAACACACACAAACACUUUCUUCUCUCUCCACCAAUUCUUGUAGCCACAAUGCUGGAAGAUUCAGCAUCUGCAAUCCAAUCCUCAUCCCUCUGGGCCUCCAUGAACAGCUGGCUCACCCCCACAGUCCUCUUCCUCCUCCUCAACCUCAUGAUCGCCACCAUUGCCUUCACCUCCUCCACCUUCUCCCACCCCCAAAAUCCCCCUCCCUCCCCAGCCAGAUCACCGUCGCUCCUCCACCGCCUCAAAUCCAUCAACCUCCUCUCCUCCCCUCCGCCCCAAGACUCCUCCCUCCACCACAAACAGAUCCCCGAUUCCGACACCCACUUCGCCGCCCACUACUUCUUCCCCAACCCCCAUGAAUCCGAAGAAACCCCCACCUCCGCCGCCGCCGCUGCUCACGAAUCGUCGCCCCACCUCGCCUCCGCCGCCGCAACCGGCCGAGAAACCGAGGCCCACUUCGAUUUCGAGGAAAAAGCUCCGAUCUUUGCCGAUUUCGAGGCGGCCCGCGAAGGGGAAAGUGAGAGUCUUGAAAUGAGCAUGGAUGAGGUUUACAGCCAGCUUAAUAAAGAUGCCACCCACUUUAACAGGACGAAAUCCGACACGAAGCCCGCCGGCGGCGAGAUUCCGGCGAAAUUGGCAGCGAAGAUGCGGAAGUCGGCGAGUGUGAAAUCGGCGUUCAAUCACUUCGAGGAGGGGGACAUCAUGGAGGCGCGGCGGCCGGCGACGGUGAGGGAGGGCCGCGCCGCCGUGGCGGACGAGGGCGGCGUUGAUGCGAAAGCCGACGACUUCAUCAAUCGGUUCAAGCAGCAGCUGAAGCUGCAGCGGUUGGAUUCGAUUAUCAGGUAUAAGGAUAUGAUUGGAAGAGGGAGGUAAAUUUGAUUAAAAAAAUGGAAAAAAAUUUAAAAAUAUUUUGAGGGGUUAUUCUGGAAUUUAUGUUAAGUUGUGGGGUUCUUUUGUAAUUUUUGGAUUUGUUGGAGUAAAUUGUUAGUUGUUGAUGGUGGAAUUUGGAUCUUGAUGGUGUCUUACCUGUGGUUGGAUAGUUGGAGCUUUGCUUUGUGUUGUGGUGGUGGCUUGAAUAUGGGGUGGGUAUUUUGGUCAUUUCGCUUGGUGUUUUUUUGCAUUCAUUUGUAGUGAUCAUAUGGUUAGGUGAAUGAACGGCUAAUUAUUCUUAUUUAUGUAAUUGUAUUUGCUUUUUAGUGAUAGAGAACAUGUUUUCAUUUCGAAA